AUGUAUCAGGAGAACCGAAAAAGGAAUGGGUACUCCAGUGAGGAUGAGGAGGGUGGUGGCGAAGCGGAAGAGGAGGAGGAGGGGGGAGGAGGAGGAGGAGAGGGUGACGAAUGUGAUGAGGAAGAGAAGGAUGAAUGGGAGGAGAAUGGGCAGCCGAAGAUGAACCGUACAGAAACGCUCCAAUCCACCACCAGCUCCACUGGAACGCAGAAAAAGAAGAGUCAGCAUUUGAAGAAGCAGGUUCAGGGCUCAAACCAGGUCCAACGUGCCCCCAGAGCUCUUUUCUGCCUUAAACUGAACAACCCCAUCCGCAGAGCUGCUCUCCACCUUGUGGAAUGGAAACCAUUUGAUAUCUUCAUUCUUUUGGCCAUCUUCGCUAAUUGUGUUGCUUUAGGGGUCUCCAAGCCUUUUCCUGAAGAUGACUCAAACGCCACCAACCAUGACCUAGAACAGGUUGAAUAUGUGUUUCUGAUUAUCUUCACCAUUGAAACAUUUCUGAAGAUCCUGGCAUACGGCCUCGUCAUGCACCCAAGUUCUUACAUCCGCAACGGCUGGAACUUACUGGACUUUGUCAUCGUUAUUGUGGGGUUGUUCAGUGUGGUUCUAGAGACUGUUACUCACAAGUCAGGUGAAACAACUUCUCACAUGCCGGGGAAGCCUGGAGGUCUGGACGUCAAAGCCCUCCGAGCUUUCAGAGUCUUACGACCCCUUAGACUGGUUUCAGGGGUGCCCAGCCUGCAGAUUGUGUUAAACUCCAUAAUGAAGGCAAUGGUUCCCCUUUUGCACAUCUCUCUGCUUGUUCUCUUUGUCAUCAUUAUCUACGCCAUCAUUGGACUGGAGCUUUUCAUUGGACGAAUGCAUCGCACCUGCUAUUUUAUAGGCACAGAUAAUUAUGCAGACGAUGAUCCACUUCCGUGUAAUUAUGUGGGUCACGGACGCCAAUGCACCGUGAAUGGCUCCGAGUGCAGGGGAAAGUGGGAUGGGCCUAACGGCGGGAUCACGAACUUUGAUAACUUCUUCUUCGCCAUGUUAACAGUGUUCCAGUGUAUUACAAUGGAGGGCUGGACUGAUGUCCUGUACUGGAUGAAUGAUGCAAUUGGUUUUGAGCUGCCGUGGGUUUACUUCGUCAGUCUGGUCAUCUUUGGAUCCUUCUUUGUUCUCAACCUUGUGUUGGGUGUGUUGAGUGGAGAAUUCUCUAAGGAGAGAGAGAAGGCGAAGGCUCGUGGAGAUUUCCAGAAGCUCCGUGAGAAGCAGCAGAUGGAGGAAGAUCUGUGUGGAUAUAUGGACUGGAUCACUCAGGCUGAAGACAUCGAUGAAUUUGAUGAAGAUGGAAACAGACGUGUGACCUUGCGUGACCUAGCUGAUAAGAAGAGGGGAAAAUUCGGCUGGUUCAGCCACUCAAAUGAAACCCACGCAAGUCUUCCAGCCAGUGAAACAGCAUCUGAAAACACUGAGAACAUAGAUGAAGAGCAUACAGAUUGCUGUGCUGCUUGCUGCGCUCGCAUAAUGAAGAUCCCUUGUUGCCGUACACUGCAUCGCUGGAAUCGGUGCAUUCGUAGAAACUGUCGUACAGCAGUAAAAUCAGUGACAUUCUAUUGGUUGGUUCUGAUCUUGGUCUUCCUCAACACAGCUCUCAGUGCCUCUGAACACUACAACCAACCAGACUGGCUCACUGAUGUUCAGGACAUUGCCAAUAAGGUGCUUCUUUCAUUGUUCACGGUGGAAAUGUUGUUGAAAAUGUACAGUCUGGGGCUGUGGGUUUACUUUGUGGCAUUUUUCAACCGCUUUGACUGUUUCGUGGUGUGUGGUGGGAUUCUGGAGACGGUUCUGGUGGAAAUGGAGAUUAUGCCACCUCUGGGUAUCUCAGUGCUUCGCUGUGUCCGUCUGCUACGGAUCUUCAAAGUCACACGCCACUGGACAGCUCUGUCCAAUCUGGUAGCUUCACUGCUGAAUUCAAUGAACUCCAUUGCAUCCCUGCUGCUGCUGCUCUUCCUCUUCCUCAUCAUCUUCGCUCUGCUUGGCAUGCAGCUCUUCGGAGGGAAGUUCAACUUCGACGAGACACAGACCAAAAGGAGCACCUUUGAUACCUUCCCUCAGGCCCUGCUCACCUGUUUUCAGAUAUUAACGGGUGAAGACUGGAAUGUAGUGAUGUAUGAUGGUAUUAUGGCAUACGGUGGCCCUGUUUUUCCUGGAAUGAUCGUCUGUCUUUAUUUUGUGAUUUUGUUCAUCUGUGGUAACUAUAUCCUUCUGAAUGUCUUCUUGGCUAUCGCUGUUGACAACUUAGCAGGAGGUGAUGGAGAUGAUAAAAAGAACAAAGAAAAGAAAGAGGAAGAGAGUGGACAGGGUGAAGGUGAAGGAGAGAACGAAGAGGUGAAGGUGGACAUGGAUGAAUAUGAAGAGGAGGAGGAGCCAGAGGAGGGAGAUGAUGGAGAAGGGAGAACUCAGCUAAAUGUUGCUGACUUUGCUCCUCCUAAAGAGAAAGUUCUACCAAUCCCAGAGGGCAGUGCGUUCUUCUGCCUCAGCAAAACCAAUCCGAUAAGAGUGGGCUGCCAUACACUGAUCCAUCAUCACAUCUUCACUAAUCUGAUCCUGCUCUUCAUCAUUCUCAGUAGCAUAUCUCUGGCUACAGAGGAUCCUAUCAGAGCUCACUCCUUCAGGAACAAUGUGCUGGGUUAUGCUGAUUAUGCUUUUACUUCCAUAUUCACUGUGGAGAUCCUACUGAAGAUGACAGUGCAUGGAGCGUUCCUCCAUGAGGGUUCCUUCUGUAGAAACUGGUUUAAUCUUUUGGAUCUUUUGGUGGUCAGUGUGUCUCUGGUCUCCUUCUUCUUACAUUCAAGUGCCAUCUCUGUAGUAAAGAUUCUGAGAGUGCUCAGAGUGCUCAGACCUCUUCGAGCCAUUAACAGAGCCAAAGGACUCAAGCAUGUGGUGCAGUGUGUGUUUGUGGCUAUAAGGACCAUCGGGAACAUCAUGAUUGUCACUACUCUGCUGCAGUUCAUGUUCGCCUGCAUCGGCGUUCAGCUUUUCAAGGGUAAAUUUUAUCGUUGCACAGAUGAAGCCAAAAACACUCCAGAACAGUGCAAGGGCACAUUUGUGGUAUAUAAAGACGGGGAUGUGAGUCACCCAAUGGUGAGAGAGAGGAUCUGGCUCAACAGUGACUUCAACUUCGAUAAUGUACUGAUGGGAAUGAUGGCCUUAUUCACUGUCUCCACUUUCGAGGGCUGGCCAGCGCUACUCUACAAAGCCAUUGAUGCCAACGCAGAGAAUCACGGCCCAAUCUACAACUACCGCAUUGAGAUCUCCAUAUUCUUCAUCGUAUACAUCAUCAUCAUUGCUUUCUUCAUGAUGAAUAUCUUCGUGGGUUUUGUCAUCAUCACGUUCCGUGAGCAGGGAGAGGCUGAGUUCAAGAACUGUGAGCUGGACAAAAAUCAGAGACAAUGUGUUGAAUAUGCUCUGAAGGCCCAGCCGUUGAAGCUCUACAUCCCCAAAAACCCAUUGCAGUACAAGUUCUGGUCUAUAAUCAAUUCCACAGGGUUCGAGUACAUUAUGUUUGUGCUGAUUCUUCUCAACACUGUUACUCUGGCUGUGCAGCAUUAUAACCAGUCAAAGUUCUUUAGUGACGUGAUGGACAUCCUCAACAUGGUUUUCACCGGCCUUUUCACCUUUGAGAUGAUCAUCAAACUGCUGGCCCUCAGACUUCGGCAUUACUUUAUUGACGCAUGGAAUUCCUUUGAUGCACUAAUUGUGGUGGGAAGUGUGGUGGACAUUGUGGUUACAGAGUUUAGCAGCUCAGAGGACAGCUCUCGCGUGUCAAUUACGUUCUUUCGUCUGUUUCGUGUCAUGCGAUUGGUUAAACUGCUUAGCAAAGGGGAGGGCAUUCGUACCCUGCUCUGGACUUUUGUGAAAUCCCUCCAGGCCCUGCCCUACGUAGCUCUUCUGAUUGCCAUGAUCUUCUUUAUCUAUGCUGUGAUUGGUAUGCAGACAUUCGGGAAGAUCGCCAUGCAGGACCACACGCAGAUCAACAGGAACAACAACUUUCAGACCUUUCCGCAGGCUGUGUUGCUCCUUUUCAGGUGUGCCACAGGUGAGGCAUGGCAGGAGAUCAUGUUGGCCAGUCUCCCGGGGAAGCGCUGUGACCCGGAGUCAGACUAUGAGCCUGGUGAAGAGUUCUCCUGCGGCAGCAACUUUGCCAUUGUCUAUUUCAUCAGCUUCUUCAUGCUCUGCGCCUUCCUGAUUAUUAAUUUGUUUGUUGCCGUCAUUAUGGACAAUUUUGACUAUCUGACACGUGAUUGGUCAAUUCUUGGACCACAUCACCUGGAUGAGUUCAAAAGAAUUUGGUCGGAAUACGAUCCUGAAGCCAAAGGUCGUAUUAAGCACUUAGAUGUAGUGGCUUUGCUAAGAAGGAUCCAGCCUCCACUCGGAUUUGGAAAACUCUGUCCUCACCGUGUGGCCUGCAAGAGGCUGGUCGCUAUGAACAUGCCCCUUAACAGUGAUGGUACGGUGACCUUCAAUGCCACCCUGUUUGCCCUGGUCAGAACUGCCCUGAAAAUCAAAACUGAUGGGAACCCUGAUCAAGAAAAUGAGGAGUUGAGAAUCAUCAUUAAGAAGAUCUGGAAGAGAACAAAACCCAAAAUCCUGGAUGAGGUUAUUCCACCCCCUGCUGAGGAGGAAGUGACAGUGGGUAAAUUCUAUGCAACCUUCCUGAUCCAGGACUACUUCAGGAAGUUCCGAAAAAGGAAAGAGAAAGUGGGUCUGGGGGAUUCAGAGUCUGGUAACCCCUCAGCUCUACAGGCCGGGCUGCGAACUCUGCAAGACUUGGGGCCAGAAAUGAGACUGGCCAUGAAUGAAGAUAUAGAAGUGGAAGAGGAGAGUCUGGAGGAGGAGCAAGAGGAGGAUGACGCCCAUUAUAAGAACGAAAAUGGUUAUGCAGGCCACGUCGAGCCCUCAAGCAAAAGCCGCCGCUCUUCUUUGGCCACCACUCCCACCGGUGCUCCUGUUCCAGUCCCAGGAGAUGGCAUCUUGAAUGGCGGAUUGGGACGCAGGAGCUCCCUAGCAAAAACACAGAAUGGGAAUGGUACUCUGGAGCAUGAGAACUUCAGGAGAAGAGACAGCAUGCGUUCUUCCCUUCAUUACCAACACAAGAACGGUGUGAUUGAUCAGCUGCCCAAGAGACCAUCAUAUAACAAAUAUCCAAGGAGAGACUCCAGGGACAGGUUCUCCUCUCCUCUCUCACGGAGAGAGGAAGGUGGUGAGUACCCUGGAGAGCAGCGCUUCUAUGGAAAAGAUGAGGACAGCGAGAGUGUCAUCUCCAGAGAGAGGCAUGGUUAUCUGGAUGAGAGUCAAAUGUACCUUGGACAUAGAGACAUGUAUGACAGACAUUCUACAAGACACCCAGUCUACGGUAAUCACUAUGCAAACAAUUACGGAGAGGGCAGAAGGACAGCAAGGAGACGCCUGUUGCCAGCAACACCUACAGGGAGAAAGGCUUCAUUUAAUAUACAGUGUUUAAAAAGGCAAGGUAGCAGUGAUGAUCUGCCCAUCCCAGGAACGUACCAUCAGAACUCUCCUCCAUGCAGAACACGUUCACAGGCAUACGGUAGUUACGAUUCUCGCCGCAGCAGCGUUCGAUCAUCCACGGGUUCAACAGCAUCUUGGGCAAACACCAGCCCUCGACGGGGUCGUCUCCUCUAUGCUCCACUCAUACUAGUAGAGGAAGAGGGCACAGCAGGUGCUGGUAGCUUGGGCAUCUGGGACAAAAAGGCCAAUGCUGCUGAAAUGCCUGGGUCGGUUCAUCAAGGAUGGUACUCUGGGCCCUCUGCUGGUGGAGGGGGGCAGCCGUACAGAGCCUACACCACCCUCAGAGUCCCCACCCAACUUAGUCCUCACUACAACGAGAAGAGAGGCAGCGCUGACAGUCUGGUCGAAGCGGUCUUGAUCUCUGAGGGUUUAGGCUUGUAUGCCAAGGACCCAAAAUUUGUAGCCUUUGCCAAGCGUGAGAUUGCAGAUGCCUGUCAGAUGACCAUAGAUGAGAUGGAAAGUGCUGCAAGCGAUCUCCUGAGCCGGGGGGGAUCUGGGGAGAGCCAGAGUUUCCGGAACCAUACAGACAUGGGCCCCAUAUACAGUGAUGAAGAGCCGAUCAGGAGCCAUGAGGAAGAGGAGCUGGCUGAUGAGAUGACGUGUGUUACAUCUUUCUGAGUAACAGAUAAAGAGAGCCAAUCAGGACAUGAGUGGGAGGGGCACCAGAAAUGCUGACAGGCGAAUCAAAUUGUUCAUGCUCCUUGGAGUCAGAGAAAGACUCUGGAAAGAGGACACGUGUGAGGAUUCUGUGCUGACAGGAGGUGGAUUUGCUCAGAAACAUUGUGACUGGUUCAUACUGAGUCUGUGAGAGAGCCCAGCACCAGUUGCUCUGUAAACAUGGCACUUUUAAAUUCUGAGAGGACUUUUUAUAAUCAGGUUAUCAUGUUGAACAUGUUUUAUAUCUUUAAAUGUGUUUUUACUCCAUCGUUCUUGUUUACGUCUGUCUUUUUGUUUUUAAACUCCUUUUACAAAGGAAUACUCCUGUCUUUAGAUUUACAAACACUGUAUUUUAAAUCAUUCAUAUGGAAAGAUCUCAUUGAAAUCAUCAAUUUCAAAACAAAUAACCAUUAUGUUUUUGUUCAAGUUCCAACAUUUGUCUUGCAAUGUGUGUAUAUGUGUAUUGCAUUUUUAUUUUUCACCAUUUUCCAUAAUUAUGUAUUGAUUAAUCUUCAUUGGUAUAUUGACUGAGUGUACUAUCAUUGCGUUAAGAGUGCAGUAAGAGGGUUUUGUGGUGUUCACUUUGAAGGCAUCCUUUUGUUCAAUGAACAGAGCAAUAGAGCAAUGAGUCCUAUUUGUGUUGGGUUUUACAGAGCCUGGCUGGAGUUUCAAUGACUUAUUUUUUAGAACAGCAAAAGAAAAGAAAAAAAGAUUAUUCUUUUUUAAAUGACUUGUUUAAUUUUGUAUUUCUUUUAUAUUUAAUUUGUUGUUUUUCAUUUUGUUUUCAUAGAUGUGUUUGACUAUAAUUUUGCUGAUAUGCCUAGUCACCCUUAGUCUUGUCAGUGUCUUUUUAUUAAUGACUGGGUCUGUUCUCAAUCAAAAUACCUGUAGAUCAGCAAUAGCAAUUGUGACCUAUUCAACAAGAGGACACAGUGGCCUAUUCAGUGGGCAUGUUGUUCAAUGAAAACGUAAAUUAUUAAAAAUAAUUUUCUUAAAAUACUUAACAUCAUAGCAGAUGUUUAUAGAAUCUCAAACUACUGUACUACAACAUCACAACACAACUUGUAACCACUGCUGUGUGCCCCUUACAACAUACAUUUUGGUCCAUUCAUGUAAAUAUUUAGCACAUUAUUAGUGAAAUCACUUUUCAUGGAAUAUUAUGGUAACUAAAGAUCAGAUUUAUACAUUGAGAUUGAAUGAGAGUUUAUUUAUUAAAUUCAGAAUUACGUUUGUAAACCAAUAUAUAAGGAUUAAAUAUUUCCACUCUGUCAUUUGUUUUUCUUUAUAAUGUCUUGUGAAUCAUGGGCUGGUAUGCCAUAAUUGCAUUAUUUUGCUGUUGUUUCCAGCAAAUGCAUUUGUACAGGUGAAUAGAACACAAUAAUUAUCACCUUAAACAUAAAAUAUGCCAUCUUUUAUUCUGACAACCUUGGAAGUCCAGAUCAGACACUGACCCCAUUUUGUGUGUGGCUUA
This is a messenger RNA of Myxocyprinus asiaticus (Chinese sucker), 7702 nucleotides long. Its product is annotated as voltage-dependent L-type calcium channel subunit alpha-1D-like. Bases 1 to 6192 code for a protein of 2063 amino acids. NCBI's taxonomy places the organism in Eukaryota, Metazoa, Chordata, Actinopteri, Cypriniformes, Catostomidae. Gene Ontology annotation, biological process: calcium ion import across plasma membrane. Gene Ontology annotation, cellular component: voltage-gated calcium channel complex; membrane. Gene Ontology annotation, molecular function: high voltage-gated calcium channel activity. The record is from RefSeq and is a predicted model, not a curated record. The transcript is spliced from 48 exons.